Molecule: messenger RNA, 222 nt
Organism: Laetiporus sulphureus 93-53
Lineage: Eukaryota; Fungi; Basidiomycota; Agaricomycetes; Polyporales; Laetiporaceae
Exons: 2
Coding region: 1-222 (73 amino acids)
Source: RefSeq, a predicted model, not a curated record
AUGAUUGCCCGCGAGGGUGGUAACCCGUUCCCAGCGGCAGUCGCACUCGCUCACCCUCCCGCGCUGACGAGCGCAACUGCAGCGCGUCCCCGGGCGACGCGGACCGACUCCGGGCGGCUAGUGGCACUGAUCGACCGUAAGCGGACGACUUCCCAGGCAAAGAAGGUCGCCUGCGCAGAACGCUAUCUCGAUAUAUCUCCAUGGGAAUUGCGCAUCGCUUAG